GUUGAGGAAAAUUGUUAAAUGCUUCGAGGGUGUUUUUCCUAUGGUUGAUGGGGUUUUGGUCUUCCAAAUCCUGCAUGUAGAUUAACUUAUAAUAAACACUUCAAAUAAUGGCGCAGGUUUUUUAACUUCGGGUUUCUAAAGGGUAGAUGUUUAUGUGAGGGCGCUUGAUGAUCCUGACAUGUCGAUCCACGAACAAAUGUUGCAAGUACAAGUCCUUUUAAGAUUUUAUAAAUGAUCCUUCAAUCCUUUCU
Molecule: messenger RNA, 251 nt
Organism: Paramecium octaurelia
Lineage: Eukaryota; Ciliophora; Oligohymenophorea; Peniculida; Parameciidae
Source: the annotation of a GenBank genome assembly